Molecule: messenger RNA, 11139 nt
Organism: Varanus komodoensis (Komodo dragon)
Lineage: Eukaryota; Metazoa; Chordata; Lepidosauria; Squamata; Varanidae
Gene: APOLTP
Exons: 70
Coding region: 1-11139 (3712 amino acids)
Biological process (GO): lipid transport
Molecular function (GO): lipid carrier activity
Source: RefSeq, a predicted model, not a curated record
AUGGAACUGCUACGCAGGGUCAUUUUCUUUUCCGCUCUUGCAGGCAGCAUCGCGCAGCGAUCUGGCGUGGCGGCUUCCCCAUCAGGAUCCAGGCUCAGCUAUCGCUAUUCUACCUCCACGGACACUUUCCUUCAAGGAAGGGCCUACAAGCGAAGCAGCCUCUCCCUGGAGAGCACCGUCGUUGUUGAAGUGCUGGCAAAAUGCCACCGGGUUUUAAAAUUGCAGGAUGUACAAAUCAAGACAAUCUUUGAAUCAAGGGAGAGGCCGCACGUGGAAAAUAACCAUUUAAGGGGAAUCCUGGAGAGGCAUCCACUCUGGUUUUGCUUUCAUAACGGGAAGAUUCUGAAGAUCUUCCCCCAGGACCAGGAGCCGACCUGGGCUCUCAACCUCAAACGGGGCAUCCUCAGCGUUUUCCAGACGUUACCGGGAGCAGCCGUAAACAGCAGUGUGGAAGAGGUGGAUAUCAUGGGGAAAUGCCCCACGGAGUAUCAGCGGAGAGGCGCUCUCCUUUGGAAAACGAAGCGUCUAAACCUGUGUUCCCACCGCUUCUCUGGAUCCGCUUCUCUCAGGUCCACAGCCCUGCCAAGUGCUGCAGAGCAGCUUCCGUCCUCCAGCCUUGAAUGCAUCCAGAGACUGGAGGAAGGGAUCCUGCUGGAAGCCAAAUGUACCGACUCCCAUCUCAUCACACCUCCUGGAAGGGCAGGCAGUGGAGUGAUGACCCAGACGCAGACUUCACUGAAGCUGUUCCGAACGGAAGCGGACAUCUUGGCACGGGAACGAGGAGACCCCAAGGAAAAUUACGAAAGCAGCUUGCUGUAUGAAAAGGAAAAACUGACUGUGUUGUCCACAGAGGAGGAAGUGGCCGCUACACUGCAGAAGCUCUGCAUGAAACCGGCUGUGGAUGCUGAGUCUGCAGAUCUGUUCGUGGCGCUGGUGUUCGAGCUCCGGUCCCUCUCGGCAGGUGCCCUGUUGAGCCUAUGGAGGACAGCCUCAUCUGCGUGUCGAGGCGGCUGGAAACCUCUCACGGAUGCUCUCCCCUCCUGCGCCACCGAAGCCUGUGUCGUUGUGAUGAAAGAGGUCAUUGUUUCGGAAGAAGUAGAAGAGGACAAAGUGGAAUCUUUCCUUCGGUCACUCGCCUUCCUGCCCAAACCCACCACAGGCAUGAUCGAGGCGCUAGCUACUCUGCUGAAGUUACCAGGAGAAAGACAGAGUGCAUUUUUGGGAAUAUCAGCCCUGGUGAAUCACUUCUGCUCCAUGAGGAAUGACUGUGUCCAGGAACCGGCCGUGAGAGGCAUUAUGAAGAUUCUGGAAGGGCGGCUGGGAAGGAAAUGUACCUUGCAUGAUUCCAGGGGAAUUGGACAGCGUGCUGCCUUGCUCCAUCUGUAUCAAAACUACAAUGAGAAUGUAGAGAUAAGAAUUGCUUCUUAUCUGAUGUCCAUGAAAUGUCCGAGUGAAGAGUUGUUUAACCAAGUGAAAAGGACUCUGCAGGAGGAGAAAUCCAGCCAAGUGGGUUCCUUCGUCUGGAGUCAUCUUUCCGAACUCCUGGGAACAGAUGAUCCACUGAAACAGCAUCUUAGGAAUUCCCUUCCGGAUGACAUCCUUGACAAGCACUUUGAUGGGGAGACAUGGAAGUAUUCCUCAUAUUCAGAUGCUACCAUCCGUUCAGCAGGAACGGAAGCAGGUGCAAAUGCCGAGACCAGGAUCGUCUUUUCACCCUCCUCUUUCAUCCCUCGUUCGCUAGCAACCAACCUGACCAUCCAUCUCCUGGGACGGGCAGUCAAUCUCCUAGAGGUUGGGGUAAGGCUGGAGAAUGUGGAGGACACAGUGCAGAAAUUCUUUGGCUUCCAGCCAGUUCAGAACGCCAAAGGAAGUUUCUCCAGGCCGGAGCCUCCAGAUGAGACCAUACACCAAACUCCUCCAAAUAAGCCAAGACCCAAGAGAUUCAGCCACCACGGUGACCUCCCUCCCAAAGAACACAAGCCCAGGUUAAGAAAGGAGGAGAACUGCCCAAGGGAGCAGUACAAUAAGAUGAGUGAGUUAGUGAAACAGUUUACCAAAAGAAUGGGAAAGAAGAAGCCCAGAUGUGCUCUGAGCAUGAGAAUCUUUGGGAAUGAGCUUGUCAUUCUGGACUGUGGGGAUCUCAGAAGUCAAGCCAAACACCACUACCUGAAUCUGGCAGAACUCAUGGUGAAACUAUUGAAGGGACAAGACAUCCAGUUUAACAAAAGGAUGAGUUUGGCAACAGAGGUGCUUCAGUUUCCAUCCCUCUCUGGUUUGCCGGUCCUACUUGCCCUGAACGCCUCGGCAGCAGUCAACGUGACGAUGAAGGGCAACCUGGACUUCAAGUCAAGGCACCAUUUCUUUGUCAACGGCUAUAUCAAGCCAAGUGCUGUCUUUCAAUUAUCUGCUCAGAUGGGAACAGUGGGAGCUCUGGGGAAAACUGGUCUGAGCUGGUCAAUGGGACUGAGGUCAUCCACUAGCCUUGAUGGAGGGAUCCAGGUGAAGAAGGGGAAGGAGCUUAAAGUGUUUUUGAAUACUCCUGAAGAAUCCAUGGAAAUCGUUGAUUUCAGCUCUAAAUUAUUUUUAAGAACAGCAGAGGAAACAGAAACUGUGGAACGUUUCUCAGACCACAUCGAAACUAAAUCUUGCACAAAUGAAGAUGUGUCCAAGGCACUCGGCUGGCAACUGUGCUCAGAGUUUUCUUACCCUGCCAAUGAAACCAGUGGCUUCCUCUUCCCUUUCUUCAGACCAGCAAAAGCUGCCGUAACAUUAAAGAAGCAGGACAGAAACCUACACCAGUACUUACUAAAAGCUGCCUACAGUUAUAAUGCUCAGAGGGGUUCCUGGAUCCCAAACGAAGCUGGCCUGCAUUUCUUUAUGGGGACUCCAAAAGCAGAGCUGCAAAGGGAUGUGGCCAUCCACAUCCAUGCCAGCCUCCCCCAGAAGAAAUUUGGAAUUGAAUUUAUCCACCCAAAGAGAAAAAUAAGAAUGAACGGAAGAAUCGAAACCUUCAGGAACACCCGUGCUGGGCAUCUGGAACUAAUACUAGAUGACGGCAGUUUCUAUUAUAUCAAGGGAAGGUCAGAUCUGCAAGCAGUGCCUGGAGAGCAGAGGUACUCAAUCCACCUGGAAGCAAAGCUGCUAAAACAUGGAAGCCCCAUCAUCCUCUCAGGAAACGUGACAAAGCAAGCCGGCAAGAAGAUGGCAUUUUCAGCAUCCUUGAUUAACCUGCUGAAGGACACUGCUUUUCUUGCAAUGUGUUUGGAGAAAAAGGCAGACGACAAGCUGAAGCAGUAUUCUUUGGAAGGGGAAGGCCACCUUCCAGGGGUGCUCGGCUCCCACGUCAUUGCUCUUCUGCAGCAACGAGGGCGUGUUUGGUCCAGUGCCCUGAGAAUUAAAUACGGAUUGUUCGGCAAGGCGAAACAGCUUCAGCAUGAGUGUAACAUGGGCCAGAAGUUAAAAGUGGAGAACCGCUUGCGGGAGGCCGACACACUGGAUCUGGACCACGAGCUGCACUGCUCUCAGAUUCUCACCUACAACCACAAGGUUCGUCUGCAUCAUGAAGAAACCGCAUCUCAGCUGCAGUCCCAGCUGGAGGUGAACUAUGGAAAACACUGGGAUGAAAUCAACAAUAGGAAAAGGGUGACGAUCAGCCAGAUAUUUAGAAAUAACUCUUACCCAGCUUUGACCAGCUAUUUCAUGGAGUUCUCAGUCCAAGUGCCGGAGAAGCAAGUGGACUACAGAACCCAGCUGCAGCACUCCCAUGCCAGCCAGAACUACCCCGAAAGUAGCACCAGCCUCAAAGUGCAUUACAACAACCGCACGCCCGUCGUGGCUGGGCUGCAGUGGAAAGACUCGUCAAGGCACCCUCUGAAGAAAUGGGAAGGAACGUUCAACAUGGACACGCCCUGGCUGUAUCUGUAUGCAGCUCACAAGCUACACCAACCCCAGCGUUCAGCUUAUGUGGCCACCGUGGACUUAGCAGCCGGGAAAGCUUUCGUCCUCAAGGGCCUGGCACUGGAACUCUUCUGCAGAGACAGAGACGGGGAACAGGAAGGGCGGAUCCGGAUCUACGCACCGGCGACGACUUACCUGCAGGCGUCCACCGUCAAUCGCUUCAGGAAGGGCUUUCUGCACAGCCAGAGUGAAGUGGGGUCUCUGUGGACCCAGCCCAUCAAGAAUGAGAUCCACCUGGAGAACAACGACCAGGCCAAGGUUUUCCACUUCACAAUCAAGUCCGCAAAGCAAGAAAUCAACAUGACAGCAGCUUACUUCCACCUGGAGAUGCCACAAAAGACCAAUGUGUCCGUACGGGGCGUGUGGAUGGAUCACAAGAGCCGAGCACUCGUGCUGCAGCUUGAGGCUCAGAUUGAAGAAGUGAGGAGGGAAAAAAUGUUCUACCAGAAACGUGGAACUGUCCAGUUCAGGCAUCCGUUUAAGCUGCCCAUUCCAGGAAGCUUCCUUAUCCAGGAAACCUUUACUGUGAAUAAAAAGGAGAAGCAUUACUACUUGGAAACCAAAGUGCUGGUAAAUGGAGUGGAAGAGUCGGUCCAGACUCUCACGCUUGGUUAUCAAGCAGAACACCCCUAUAUUUGUGCUAGAUUGGCUCAUCCCUACAACAGCCAGGUAUUCCCCCAAACCAUUGAAUUAUGCACUGCGGCUCGAACUCUCAGCCAGGCUAAAAGAGAGGUUGAAGCGAACCUGAAAACCAAUGGGGAAGAGAUACUCAGCUUCCUGGGGAAGUACCAUAACAAAUCUGGAGCAGGUGAUUCCCAACACCUUGUACAGAUGAAUAUGGCCCAUUCCUUCCAGCUCAAGUUUCCACAGUCACUUGCUGUGAAUGGAAAGCUCUUCUCAAGGGAAAUUAAGCCGGCCAAUUUUGCCUGGGGGGUGGCUGUAAAAACUACAAUCAACCAACAAGGCAUUUCACAGUAUCGUUCGUCAACGUUUACGCACAAUCUGAGACUUUACUUCUUUUCAACAUCUUUGUGCCGACAGUUCAGUGCCUGGCUGAAUGGAUCGGAUGCUGGAUUUGGAAUCUCCUCCCAGCUUCUUCACCUGAAUCAGUCAAACUUUGCUCCAAGUUUUAAGGUCCAUGCUACCACAAGUCGAUAUGGUGGACAGAACCACAAUGGAUCCUUCUACCUUCAUUCCGGGGGAAAAGAUCUAAUCAUGCUGGAAGCUGACUUUGUCCGUGAGAUGAGGAAGAACACCCAAACUCUCCAAGCGAGCACUCUCCUAAAGCAGGCCAUCGUAACCCAACCGGAAUGUUUAUGGCUGCAGUUCACAGGAAAGAGGUCGCCAGCAAGGGUUACGCUGUCUUCUGCAGUGAAGCUGAACGAGCAGUCCUUUCGCCUGGGCGUUACUGGGUCAAAGGAGCAGAAAGGGGGACCGGUGCUCACCCUCCACAGCAGCAUCCAGCACAACCUGGAUGGGGUGACGCGCUUGGUGCCCCAGGAGCUUUCCCUGGAUGGCUCUCUCAAGUGCAAGAACAACCUUCACGAAGGCAUUCUGAGAGUGAUGGUUAACCAGUCCGCGUUUGGGAUACACAUCCGGACCCGAAAUGCCUUUGGGAAUGCAAGCUUCCACAACAUCACUGUGGGCAUGACACAGAAUGUCAGUCAGGCUUUCCUGAAAGAGGCAAAGAUCAGAGGGCAGCUGGAGCUCCAGAGAGGCCUCCAAAAAUGUGCAGUCAGCAUUCGGAUGGACACCGGAGCUCUCUGCGUGGAUCUCUCAAACCUCAUCCUUCAGGAGCAGAUUGGUGUCACGGGCUCGGUCGUGCACAACUUCAGCACUUUAUCCUGGGCAGGGCUCCCUACAGAAAAUAGGAUCGCAGCCACCUAUGGCCACAGGGAGAGCAACCGCACUGGCACUCUCAAACUUCAGGGAGGCGGCAAAAGGCUCACGGCCACAUUCAGAGCUGAGAAGCUCCCCUCACCCUUCCAAGCUCAGCUCACCAUGAGCCUCACGCACAACCUCGCGGAGCUCAAGCAACGUGGGAUGCCUUUCAGCGCCGGAGGCACGUGCUACUACCGAAAUUUCAGCCAGAAGCUUGCAGUGGGGGUGAUGAUCCAGGCUGGUGAAGAAGAGUUUGCGGUUGAACUGGAGAAUCGAGGCAACAACAGUGCAGCUGGGUUUUCCCUAUUCUUCCAUCACAACAUGGGACUCCUUCAGAUCAUCCCAUCAGUAAUACAGGCACCAGCAAGAAUUUUGCUGAAUGGAUCCAUGUUUUCUAGCAACUGCACAUCCCACGCAACUGAGGAGGGCAUUUCUGCUGACAACUUGGCUCAGUCCCAUCUCCCCCCAGCCCGCAGCCCCAGGCAUACGGCGGAGAUCCACCUUAGCCAUGUAUGGCCUUACCUCGGGUCUUUGGGCCUCGCCCAAGAGAACUGGAUAAAAUUAUCUGCUGUGGAAGGAGAGGCGUACAAAGGCCUUAUGGAAGUUGCGCUUGGGGGAUGCAUGUUCACAGGCAAUGGAGAACUGAGUCCGAUGGGUGAAGCCACAGCUGUGAGAUGGAGAGUUAUUCUUCUGAAUAAAUGUGACCUUUUGGAGAAUGUGAAGAUACCGCUGAAUCUAGACUCUGGCGGAUCCUUCCUCCAAAACAACGGCAAUGCCACUUUAACCUCGUACUUCCGGAGUGACGGCCAAGCAGCUGAUGUGCAGCUGGAGAUGUCUUCUGUAGAGAAAUACACCUUGCGAGGGACACUGACUCACUCGGUCUCCCGCCUCCAUGACUUAGGGCUACCUCCCAAAAACGCAGUGGCCCUCUCUGUGACCAAUGACAGCUCCAUCCUUGGAGGACGUCUGUCUCUAGAUGUGGGAAGCUGCAGCCUGGUGGCUCAGGGAGAAAUCCAACCCCAAGGCAGAAUGGAAUGGACACUGGAAAUGGAAACAGAUUGUACAGCUUUGCAGGAGCUUGAAGUCCCAACUAGAAUAGAUGCAUCAGGACACAUUUCCAUGGGUAAAAUGCACCUGGACUGCCAGGUGAUGCUUACCUUGGGUGAAAAGACUCUACAUGGACUCCUCCUGCUGAAAGUCACAAAUAGGACUCAGGAUUUUCACGCACAGCUGGGCCACAAUGUCCAAGGAGCCGCCCUGCUUGGCAUUCCUGGAAGGACAGUGGUGGAUUUAAUUCUGGAAAGGGAUGCUACCAGUUGUAAAAGGUUGCUUCAGUUCAGUGUGGAUGAAAAACAGAUCGCAGAGGAGCUGAGCUUUACACAGGAGUCAGAUCGCAUCUCUCUCAACUACAGACUCUUGCAUAACUUAGAGACUCUGCAGGCCCUGUGGAUACAAGACCGGGUUGAGCUGCAGGCUAUUGCUGCAUUGCUGCCUGUGAAGAACCUAACGGCGAAGUUUCAGUAUGGCUCGUGCUGGGUCAUUUUCAGAGGACAAAUGCAAAAGACUGGCAAAAGACUAGAUUUCACAGGGGGCCUGCGCCACAAAUGGGCGUGGAUGCUCAAAUCUGACAUCCCAGAAGCCAUCCAGAUGAAGAUGUCCCUGGAAAGUAACAUCACUCUGCAGAGAUGGGUGCAGGCUGUGAGCGGACACACAUGGAUCGCGUAUACCGCUCCUUCUGUCCCUGAGGACCGGCGACAUGACAUGUUCUGCUGCAGUCUGCAUAAUGAUACAGCAGUGCCAGCAUCUAGCUACCCUAAUGCAAUCAAUUUGAGCUUCUCCCUACGAAAAUUAGAGAACAAAGCUGCAUUUCGAGGGCAGAAUAAUACCAAAAGUGCAGCAGUGACCACGGACACCUUUGCUGGCUCUGGAUUGUCUCGACCCUUUGAACUCGUGGCGGAAGCCAAGCAUUCCUUGCAUCACCUUGAGCGACUCGGGCUCCCCUUUGCCCUCAAGCUGACACUUCGUGAGAUUCUUUCUGCAAACAAGGUGGAAUCCUCCCUGAAACUGUCUUGUGAGCCAAACCUAAAUGUCUUAUUCAACAUCACUGCCAAAAGUAAAUGGCAAAGAGAAGAAUUGCAUAUCCAAUGUCUCCAGAAUCUGCCAUUUCUCCUACCGUAUUUCCCCACCAUGGCUGAGGUUACCUCCAAGGUAAACUACGCUACCAAAGAAGGAGAAGGGAAAUUUUCUGUUCAGAUGGAGAACCAGGAUCUCCAGGUCUGGACAAAACUAGCAUUCACUGGGACCAACCAAACACACGUUCUUCAGCUGAGUCACACUAUACCCCAGUUCACAAUUCUUCCAAGGCAAUUUAUUCUCACAACAGCCUACCAAAAGAGCAGGAGGAUCCAAGGAUGGAGUUGCAAUGCAUUGUGGGAUGGCCAAGAGGCCUCAGCCACAGGCAUCUAUACUGGGCUCUUCCCAAAAAUGUUGGGAAGCCACAACAUAAAGGUGGAGAUCUGCCACCCUUUCCUGAUCCCUUUCCCUCAGCAUUCCGCGUUCAGCAUGCACGCGAAGCAUUCCGCGCAUACCCACAGGGAUGAGAUUGUUGUCCGCUGGAACAGCAAGGAACAGGUGUCAGUCUCCUCUUCUCUCAAGCUUGGAAAGGACCGUAUCAGUUACGACGCCUCUGUGGCACACCCUUUCAACUUCACGGUGAAACACGUGGAGGUUAGUUCCCUGACUGAGCAAAGGAGCGGCGCCUACAAGCAGCAGAUGCAGCUUGCAUGGGAUGAUGGAGAGCCAGCCCAUCUGAAAUACAGCUUUGGGGACAAGUCUAAGGCCAACAUCACUCUUUGGGAUGCUUGUAUCGCAGCAUCUUCGAGCCAGCUUCGGAACAUUCUCCCUGCGACAAGUCUCCAGGCCUGCGGCUCCCUGGAGCAGACGGCAACCGAGUCUCACCAACACCUCGAUCUGAAGUGGGACGGAAGGAAAAUCGCACAGACUCUGACUUACGAGAAAGGCCAGCCGUCGCGACUGGAUAAAAUUCAGGUAGAAGUCAUCCUGGACGACGCCGUCGUGCCUUCGUGUGCCGGGCAGCGUAUUCUUGGAAGAGUCGAAACGGACUACUCGGCCUGGCUGCUUCAUGACAUGAGCCUCGACUUCUGCGGCCUUCCAGGUGCAAUCACGCUCUCUGGAAAACAUCACCUGAACAAGGGAGAUGUUCUCUUGCAAUCCGAAGGCAGACUGACCCUUUCUGGUGAUGAGGGGUUGAUUGUGGUGUCUUUAAGGAAUCAGAGCCAAGCCAAAGUGCAGAACUAUUCAACGGAAAUUUUACUACAAGCAUCCGAUGUUCUUUGGCUGGAUGUAAUGGGGAGGGUGGUCUCCUCAACUGCUCAAAGCCAAAUCCUGGUGGAGGGAAAGAUGGACCCCCAGGAGAAAGUAAGAGUUGAGGCUUUCAGAGGAAAGGGGUGUCUCCGUUACUACAUGGGGUACCUGAAAGGGAAUUCUGAGGAGGGCUUGGAGGCCGCCCUUUGCAUGGAGAGUUGGCAGCACGCUGCUCUCCGUGUCCACCGCCUUGCGGAUGGGGAAAGGCGUGACGAAGUCGGGCGCUUGUCCCUGGAGGCCUCCAACCAGAGCGUGGCCUUGAGGGCCCACGGCUGCGGCAGCCCAGCUCUUCAGACCGAGUCAAAACUGGCAGAGAUUGCGUCUGAUCUCCAGCAAAGACUGGUGGCAAAAUUUAACAAGCUGGAAGAUCGCCUCGAGGGUUUCCGAAAAUCGGUGCAACACGUGGAAUUCCUCCACGCCGCCUUCGGGUGGCCCAUCAAGGCUUCCCAGGAAGUGGCGGCAAGCCUGCAAAGCCGGAUGAGGGAGAUCACCCAGGUGUGGAGGGAGAGCGGGGUCAAGCGGCUGCUACAGGACUACCUCCCUCUCUACCUGGGCAAGCUUCAGGACAUCAUGCAGCAGGUGCAGAUGGAACUGCGAAAGCCGUUAGCAACACUGAAGGACGUCUAUUACGAUGUGACUUCGAAACGCUUUGAUGAAGUGUGGCAGCAGAAGACAGAGGCGUAUCUGCAGAAGCUCCAAGCGUUCGUGCCCACGAUCGUGAAGGACACGUGGCUGAUGGAGCCGGUUCGGGUUUCCUUAAGAGCACUGAAGAUGGGCUUAGACAUGGCAACGCAGCAGAUGCUCAGCUGGGCAGAAGCCAAGUUUUCCAGAGCGGUGAGGAAGCUCCAGAAGUCUUUAUCGAACCUGUACCAUUUUUCAGCCAGAAACUGCUCUGUGGUGGUGAGACUGCCAGUGAUGCCCCAAGGGGAGCCCACGUUGCACGUGACCAACCUGACGAACUAUCUCAUUGGAGAGAAACUGAUAAAGCCUCUCCGGAGCCUUCAUCACAUCGCCUUGGCUGCAGAAUACUACAGGUUCAAGCGAAGCAUGGUGGAGAGCCCGUUUGAGCAUCAUGCCCUGUUGAUCGGAAGCAAGCAUCUGCGCACGUUUGACGGGAAGAUGUACAGGCUGAGCUCCAACUGCAGUGUGCUGCUGGCCAAGGACUUCCUUCGCGAUGCAUUCGCGGUGAUCUUAAACGUGAACAGAGGUGGUGAGCAGCUGUUGCACAUCGAGAUGAAUGGAACAGCUGUCAUUAUCCACCCGGAAGAGAAGAUCUACAAGAAGUACAACUAUUCCCUGUUGGAGGACAGCUGCCAGCACAUUGGUAUUCCACUCAGAGAAAAUGGCAUUGCAGCUCAAAGAGAGUCAGACCACACAGAAGUGUCUGUCACAAGCAAAGGGGCUCUGUUUUCAUGUGACCUCUGUUAUGAACUCUGCACUCUUACCUUGGAUGGACGGCUUCACGGAGCUUCUGCUGGCCUUUUGGGUACCAAUGACAAUGAAGGUGGCAACGAAUGGAUGCUGCCGGAUCAUUCAAAUGCUGACAGCUUGCAGGAAUUCAUAGAUGCAUGGCAGGUGAGCAACACCUGCAGCCAGGUGACAAGAACUGACAAGCCGUGUCUCAAUAUACCAGGCUCCCAGACCUGCAAGGCCUUUUUCCAAGACCCUGGCUCCCUCUUUAGGAACUGCUUCAAAGUAGUGGAUCCUGAACCAUUCUAUGAACUCUGCACAACUGACAUGUGUGAACCGCACAGCAUAAAGGAAGCCUGCUCCCUGGCUGCAGCGUUUGUGCACUUGUGCAACCGAAAUUUUGUUCCUCUGCAGAUGCCACUUCAAUGUGGAGGUUUCCUGGGUGAUAAUCCAGCCCUCGGGCAGAAAAAGACCCCCUGCCACCUGGUCCAGAUGGAGAUCUGGUGA